This is a messenger RNA of Brienomyrus brachyistius, 4741 nucleotides long. Its product is annotated as peripheral plasma membrane protein CASK-like. Lineage: Eukaryota; Metazoa; Chordata; Actinopteri; Osteoglossiformes; Mormyridae. Gene Ontology annotation, cellular component: cell-cell junction; plasma membrane; basolateral plasma membrane. Bases 785 to 3613 code for a protein of 942 amino acids. Gene Ontology annotation, biological process: protein phosphorylation; regulation of neurotransmitter secretion. The transcript is spliced from 28 exons. Gene Ontology annotation, molecular function: protein kinase activity; ATP binding; signaling receptor binding. The record is from RefSeq and is a predicted model, not a curated record.
UCCAUUGCUUAAAGCUUAAUUCGGGCAUUUCGGCGCAUGCGACGAAGCCACUAUGGCGCUGAUUUGAGCCAGUUUCAUAACCUUGGGAGGGAGGAGUCUGGCGUGCUUGAGAGCCGGGGCAGCGAUGUGACGGAGAAAAGGAGGAAAACUAGAGCAACUGCGAACUGAAGAGGAAAUCGUUACGGUGGUCGAUUUUCUCCCAAGCGUAGUACCUGGAUGUACGUGGGAGCGGGGAAAUGGGUGCCUUUUAAACAGAGAGCAGGCAAACGAAUUAUUUGUAGCCCUUCUUGACGUUUAGGGCAUAGCAUAGAGGCGUUCAGUUUAGUCGGUUAGUGGAUUGCCAACUAAGAAACAAGGGAUGUGGUCUGUGCGAUAAUAUUUUUCCCAGUAAUUGUCGAUAGCUAUCCCAGCCAUCUCGCUUGCAAUAUAGCAAACGGAGGGAGUAUCCCGGGCGUUCCGGCAAAGAGAGACAUCGAUCUGACGCCAAAAGUGGGGUGAAUAUAAAAAAAAUAAAAAUAAACCUCAGUUUGUCGCCUUCGACAGGAGGGUUACACAGCUGAAAGACGGGAAGGUGGGGUCGGUGAGAGGAGGAGGAACUGGCUAAAUCAUCACCUGGCGACGUGCAGGGGGAAUCGAAAGGAGUCUUUUGGGAUCUGGGCAACGUACAAGGCGACCCGUUUGGUUGCAUUAUCAUAUAAACACCCACGAACGGGACUGCCCCCCCCGCACCCACCCUUUUUGAGACUUUUCUGGAGGAUAAUUCGCCACCCAUUCUUUUUGGACCAUGGCCGACGACGACGUCCUCUUUGAAGAUGUGUACGAGCUCUGCGAGGUGAUCGGAAAGGGUCCCUUCAGCGUGGUACGGCGAUGCAUCAACAGAGAGACUGGCCAGCAGUUUGCCGUGAAGAUCGUCGAUGUGGCCAAGUUCACCUCCAGCCCCGGUCUGAGCACCGAAGAUCUCAAGAGAGAAGCCAGCAUCUGUCACAUGCUGAAGCACCCCCACAUCGUCGAGCUGCUGGAAACCUACAGCUCGGAUGGGAUGCUUUACAUGGUCUUUGAGUUCAUGGAUGGGGCUGACCUGUGUUUUGAGAUCGUAAAGAGAGCUGACGCCGGAUUCGUCUACAGCGAAGCUGUUGCCAGUCACUACAUGCGGCAAAUUUUGGAAGCCCUGCGCUACUGCCACGACAACAACGUCAUUCACCGGGACGUAAAGCCGCACUGUGUGUUGUUGGCGUCUAAGGAGAACUCUGCUCCUGUGAAGCUGGGAGGGUUUGGGGUGGCCAUACAACUGGGGGAGUCUGGACUGGUGGCAGGAGGUCGUGUCGGGACACCUCACUUCAUGGCCCCCGAGGUGGUGAAGAGGGAGCCGUAUGGGAAGCCCGUGGACGUGUGGGGUUGUGGGGUCAUUCUCUUCAUCCUCCUCAGCGGCUGCCUGCCCUUCUAUGGCACCAAGGAGAGGCUGUUUGAGGCCAUCAUCAAGGGAAAGUAUAAGAUGAACCCUCGGCAGUGGGGCCACAUCUCAGAAAGUGCCAAAGACUUGGUACGACGCAUGCUGAUGCUGGACCCUGCAGAGAGGAUCACCGUGUAUGAGGCUCUCAACCACCCUUGGCUCAAGGAGAGAGACCGCUAUGCCUACAAGAUCCACCUGCCGGAGACCGUCGAGCAGCUGCGGAAAUUCAACGCCCGGAGAAAGCUGAAGGGGGCUGUGCUAGCUGCUGUCUCCAGCCACAAGUUUAACUCCUUCUACGGAGACCCACCCGAGGAACUCCCUGAUUUCUCUGAUGACCCGACAUCUUCUGGACUGCUAGCCGCAGAAAGGGCUGUGUCACAGGUGUUGGACAGCCUGGAGGAGAUCCACGCACUCACUGACUGCAGCGAGAAGGACCUUGACUUCCUGCACAGUGUGUUCCAGGACCAGCACCUGCACACCCUGCUGGACUUGUAUGACAAGAUCAACACAAAGUCCUCGCCACAGAUAAGAAACCCCCCGAGCGAUGCCGUGCAGAGAGCCAAGGAGAAGUCCACCCAAGAGGAGACGAGUGCAGCUUUGAAACUUCUGGAACGCGUGCUGGAGGAGAUUUCGUGUUACCCGGAGAACAACGACGCGAAAGAGCUGAGAAGGAUCCUCACUCAGCCUCACUUUAUGGCCUUACUGCAGACCCAUGACGUGGUGGCCCACGAGGUGUACAGCGACGAAGCCCUGAGGGUAACCCCCCCGCCCACCUCGCCCUACCUGAACGGCGACUCGCCCGAAAGUGUCAACGGGGACAUGGACCUGGAGAACGUGACGCGGGUGCGGCUGGUGCAGUUCCAGAAGAACACCGACGAGCCGAUGGGUAUCACUCUGAAGAUGAAUGACCUAAACCACUGCAUUGUGGCCAGGAUAAUGCAUGGAGGCAUGAUCCACAGACAAGGAACGUUACACGUUGGAGACGAAAUCCGGGAAAUCAACGGCAUUAGUGUAGCUAAUCAAACGGUGGAGCAGCUCCAGAAGAUGCUGAGAGAAAUGAGAGGGAGCAUCACUUUCAAGAUAGUGCCAAGUUGCCGGUCUCAGUCUCAAUCCUGUGAGAAAGAGUCCCCCUCCGCGUCCCGACAGUCCCCAGCUAAUGGCUACUCCAGCAUUACCAGUUCUAUCUUGGACCUGCCCUCAACUAUCCAGCCAAAAGGACGACAGAUCUACGUAAGAGCGCAGUUUGAAUAUGACCCAGCCAAAGACGACCUCAUCCCAUGUAAAGAGGCAGGCAUCCGCUUCAGGGUGGGUGACAUCAUCCAGAUCAUCAGCAAGGAUGACCACAACUGGUGGCAGGGCAAGCUGGAGAACACCAAGAACGGCACAGCAGGGCUCAUCCCUUCCCCUGAGCUGCAGGAAUGGCGAGUGGCUUGUAUAGCGAUGGAAAAAACCAAACAAGAACAACAAGCUAGCUGUACCUGGUUCGGCAAGAAGAAGAAGCAAUACAAAGAUAAAUACCUAGCAAAACACAAUGCAGUAUUCGACCAACUAGAUCUUGUCACGUAUGAAGAAGUUGUCAAACUGCCAGCGUUCCGGAGGAAAACGUUGGUGUUACUGGGUGCCCAUGGUGUUGGUAGAAGGCACAUCAAGAACACACUGAUCACCAAGCACCCGGACAGAUUUGCCUACCCUAUCCCACACACCACCAGAACUGCGAAGAAAGAUGAAGAGAAUGGCAAGAACUAUUACUUUGUAUCCCAUGAACAAAUGAUGCAGGACAUCUCAAACAAUGAUUACCUGGAGUAUGGCAGUCAUGAGGACGCCAUGUACGGCACCAGGCUGGAGACCAUACGCAAGAUCCAUGAUCGUGGACUAAUAUCUAUACUAGACGUGGAGCCACAGGCGCUGAAAGUCCUCCGGACAGCUGAAUUUGCUCCAUAUGUCGUAUUCAUCGCUGCCCCAACCAUAACACCUGGAAUGAAUGAGGACGAGUCUCUACAGAGGCUGCAGAAGGAGUCUGAGAUCCUACAGAAGACGUAUGCACACUACUUUGACCAGACCAUUAUCAACAAUGAGAUUGACGAGACCAUCCGGCACCUUGAGGAAGCCAUGGAUUUGGUGUGCAACACUGCCCAAUGGGUUCCUGUCUCCUGGGUCUACUAGACCUCACUUUAUCCAUGUCUCCCCUCCAGUGGUCCUUUACUUGCCCCCCCUCUUUGCAAUGCAUCUCUACAGUGUCAUUCUUUCAAAGAAUCGGACGUCUCAAAAAAAAAAAAAUUAUAAUUGUAUAUGACCUAAAGUCAAUCGGUCCCAGCCCUUAACAAACUACCUAGAAUGUAGUGUUGUAUAAAAAUUUAAAUAUUGUCAUGUCCUUAUGAUUAGGAGGCAACAUUUUAUAGCUUUUUUUUUUUUUUUUUAAAGAGACAGUAUCCACAAGAUGUUGGAGGGGAGAUAUGAGAAGGUGAAUGCAUCAGUGUGUCCCUAACAUUUAUUUUUCAAUGGUACUGUGUUGCACAUUGAAUUGUACUUUCCUUUAUGUACUCCAGACAUUACCUGUGGUUAUUGACUCUAUAGAAUGAUGAAAAGCACAGACCCUACAGGAUUGUCUUUGUAAAUGCUGUACUGAAUCCUCAAUUUAUUUUAAAAGAAUAUUUAGUAAUAUCCCCAUAAUCUCUCACCUAUCUCUUCCAGUGACAGCUGUAAUACUUGGAUUGUAUUUCACAGUUUGAACUAUCAUUCUCUGAACAGAUACUGUCUCUCUAAAGAAAUCCAUAGAAGUUUUAGAGAUUUGAAUGAGUUCUCAUGCAUGUGAACAUUUGCAAGCUUACAUGCUGUCAGUGUUAUCAAACUUAUCUCCAGCAAAGAACAUUCCAUUUGUUUGGAUGACAUAAUACCUGAACACGACACCUAUGCACCUAUCUUGCAUUAUGGGGAAUUGGUUUUUAUAAACCAUGUAGUGAGUUGUUUAAAAAUUCUCUUCAUUCGUUAUAUGAACAAGGGGAGGAAACCACUCCAGGUAUCAUCUGCCAUAUCAGAAAUGUGUCGUCAGAGUAUUGUUUUGUUUAAUCAAUAAAAAAAUGCAGAUUUUUAUUGUGUGAUGUGGUGCAUGGAUUUUGCAAAUUAAAUUUGCAAAGUACCAGUCUGUGCAUUAAAAACACCAUGUAUAUGACAAACUGCCCUCUGUAAAUUUCCCUGCAAAUGACAAAGCAGUUUCUGAGUAUAAAGUUUUUUUUUUUUUUUUUUUAAUAUUUCCUUUUCUGUGUUCAAAAAGUAAAAUGCCUUUGAAUCUUC